Tetrahymena thermophila SB210 is the source of this 1467-nucleotide messenger RNA. Its product is annotated as alpha/beta superfamily hydrolase. The record is from RefSeq and is a predicted model, not a curated record. Lineage: Eukaryota; Ciliophora; Oligohymenophorea; Hymenostomatida; Tetrahymenidae. The transcript is spliced from 3 exons.
AUGUUAGGAAAUUUAAAAGGUGGAUAUUCUGAUUUAUGGAAGGCCAUUAUUAGACCUCCGCGUGAUGAAUAUACCAUAGAAGAAUUAGGUCCUACUGAAUUUAAAAUUAGUGGAGUUAGAGUAAAGAGAACAGAUAUAGAUAUUAAAAAUAAGUAAGGAUUAACUCUUAAAUGCUCACAUUUCGAGCCUCUUAAACGUCCAUGCAAAGAACUCCCAUGUGUCAUUUAUUUGCACGGAAACAGUUCUUCAAGAAUGGAAAGUUUGAACUGUUUAAAAGUUCUUCUUCCUUAGAAUAUAACAUUGUUUUCUUUUGAUUUUGCAGGAUGCGGUUUAUCUGAUGGAGAAUAUAUAUCUUUAGGAUGGUAUGAAAGGGAAGAUGUAGAUACAAUUGUAAAUCAUUUAAGAUCAAGUGGAACGGUUUCAUCUAUUGGAUUAUGGGGAAGAAGUAUGGGUGCAGUAACUGCUUUGAUGCAUGCAGACAGAGAUCCUUCUAUUGCAGGUCUUGUCCUUGAUUCAGCAUUUUCAAGCCUUAGAUAAUUGGCAGAAGAUCUUUGCAAGUAAUACACUAAAAUUCCUAAGUUUGUAAUGUCAGCUGCAUUAGCGAUGAUUAAGAGCACUAUAUCAUCAAAAGCAAAAUUUGAUAUUAACGAUCUCAACCCCUUAAAAAAUCAUGUUUCUAAAGCUUUUAUUCCAGCUUUAUUUGUUGCAGCAAAAGAUGAUAACUUUAUAUCUCCGGAACAUACUAAGGCACUUCAUAAGGAAUAUGCAGGAGAUAAAAACUUAAUUAUGGUAGAAGGAGAUCACAACUCUUAACGUCCCCAAUUUAUGCUUGACUCUGUUGGAAUUUUCUUCUAUAACACUCUCUAGGUUGAGUUUUUAGUUCCCUAAUAAAAUAAUAAAUAAAAAUAAGAGAGUAGUUCUAACAUACCUGAAUUCGAAAAUUAUAAUUUGAAUUCAAGAAAAAUAGGAAAUCAUGGUGAUGUAUAGAAUGCACUCUAUUAAAUAGAUGAUAAUGAUGAAGAAUUUGAGCAGUAAAUGAAGAAAGCUUUAGAAGAAUCUUUAAAAGCCCCUGCAAGCAACAAUGAUAAUAAACAAGACUAGUAAUAAAAAAAUCUAAAUAAAUAAUUUGAUUUACUAAGUUUAGAUAAACCUGAAUUCGAAUAGUUGUAAAAACCAGGUAUUAACUCUAGUGAUAUUAAAGAUCAUGUAGACUAUCCUCAUGAAAACAUAGAUUUAUUGGAUAUGAAUUAAUUUGAUGGUGAUGAUUUCACUAACAACAAUAGCAACUAAAUGAAUUAACAAAAUAUUUAAAAUAUUAAUCAGUAAUAGUAGUACUAAAAUUAAGGAUUUUAAUAGCUACCUUCUUAAUAAUAAAACUAAGCAAAUAAUAUGAAUAGUAACAACUUAAAUAAAGCAAAUAAUAAUGAUAAAUAAAAUAAUUUAGCAGAAUACUUUUCAGAAUAUUGA